UAUGUUAUCACGUGAAGCGGAAAAUAAUAGUGAACUUGGAGCUCAUCAGUCUUGUGACUCCACCCUCGGCGGCGGCGUGGGCGGCCAUUGGCUCGCCGCCCACUUGACGCUCGGCGAGUGAGUGGCGCUGAUUGGCGAGAACUAAACUGUUUAAGACUUGUAAUGUAUUACAACGAAAUUAAAUGUAAGGAUUCUUGCCUUCUCUCCGCCUUGAAUGCUGCGUACAUAUGCUCCAGGUGUACCUGACGGCAGGAAAGUGUUCUUUGCAAUGUUACGAGCGUCAGCACCCAUGGGCGGCCCUUCACUGGACGGCAGUAGCGCUCGGCGUUGACGACCCCUGGCACCUGCGUUGGGGGCGGGGAGCCGCGGCUCCGCCUCUCGCGGCCGGCACCUCCUCAUCGUCUUGACUGUUCAUCAGUUGGUCAUCACUCUGUACAGCGGGUGGACACUUCAGUCUGAGUUGUUGGCAGCUAAUUAGUGGAAUAUGAGGUGCCAGUGAUGUACCAAUCCAGUACUCGGGACUCGGUAAUCUAGUCUUCUGUGCCGCCAAGCUCACCUUCCCGAAGUCCGGUACGCCCUAAGCUCGCGACUAGCCCCAGUUUGUGACUCGAUACGCUGCACUGCGCAGGUGCAAUACGGAAAUUUACUUUCGCAUAAACAGUUUACUUCUCGAGCGGAGGGAAAUCAAGACGGCGGUGUGUCACCCGAGGGAGAAGAGGAGCUGACAGCCGCCACCGUCCCCAGGCGAGGCUGGGCGGAGCGGAGCAGCGGCGACAGUCCGGCAGGUCUGCCCUGCAGGACCCCGCAGGCUGCACCGGCGAGGCACAGGCGGCCCUGACUCCAGCACCGGCCACACACACCUCGGGAGUUUGUGGGUGUCUCGCAAUAUUUUUGCCGCGUCAGUAAUGCUGGCAGGAGGUCUCGAAGAAGCCAUGUCAGGGUGUAAACCCCGCGCCACCGACUUCUCUAUCGCGGCCAUCAUGUCUCGAGGGUCGGCGGCGGCGGCGGCAGCGGCAGCUGCAGCGUCGGGACUACGCCGCGCCGUCUCCCCGGGACUGCCGCCUCUAGAAAAGCUCCCGGAGACCAGCAUCAAGUCCGAGGAUGAGCUGGACGACGGCGGGGACAUCGAGACGGAGGACAUUGACAUCGACGUGGUGUCCGACAAGGAGGACUGUGACGUGGACAGCACAAAGGACCCCCUCGACAGGCCGUGCUCCAAGAGUCCUGAAUCCACCUCCUCCGACUCCCCCUCCUCCCACAAAGAGAGCAAAGCCAGCAAGUUGGAGAUGAAGUCGAAGGGUAACUGUCCCGAGCUGGAGACCGUCGACUGCCACUUGGAGACGAAGGAGCUGUGGGAGAAGUUCUUCGAGUUGGGCACCGAGAUGAUCAUUACCAAGACGGGCCGACGCAUGUUCCCCACCGUCCGCGCCUCCUUCGUGGGCCUCAAGUCGGAGCAACGGUACUCGGUCCUCCUCGACAUCGUGCCCGUCGACAACAAGCGCUACAGGUACGCCUACCACCGCUCGUCGUGGCUGGUGGCUGGCAAGGCCGACCCACCGCCGCCCUACCGCCUCUACGCCCACCCUGACACGCCCUACACCGGCGACCAGCUCAAGAAGCAGAUCGUCAGCUUCGAGAAAGUGAAGCUCACCAACAACGAAAUGGACAAGCACGGCCAGAUCGUCCUCAACUCCAUGCACCGCUACCAGCCGCGGAUUCACCUGGUGCGGCUCAAGGAGGGCUUCUCGGGGCCCAUCACGGACUUGGAGCAGGAGGACUACCGCACCUACAUCUUCCCGCAGACCGUCUUCACCGCCGUCACCGCCUACCAGAACCAACUCAUCACCAAACUCAAGAUCGACAGCAACCCGUUCGCCAAGGGGUUCCGGGACUCAUCGCGACUCACCGACUUCGAGAGUUACGAUCGUUACUUCGGUGCGCCGGGACUAAUGCAAACAGAUACGAUGGAGUCGAUGCUGGUGGACCCCCGCUACCUGGGCGCGCCGCUGCGGGGCUACAUGGAGCUCGACGCUGAGAACAACAACCUGCUGGAGAAAGCUCGGGCACAGCUCAUGUGGGACCGACUCGCCGCCAUCACCGCCCCGCCCGGAGCUUCCGGCGCCAGCCCACAGGUCGCCGCCGCUGCAGCAGCCGCGGCAGCCGGCCUCCUGCCACACUCGAUGCCGCAGCUUUACACCCUGAACCACUCCCGCGGCAACCCCUCGCCCUCACCCCUGCCGCUGCCCGCCCACUUGUGGACCCAGUGGACGGCCCUGCACGGCCUGGGGGCUCCCGGGCCCACGCUGUCCCACCUCACGGCGCCCCACACCUCCGCCGCCUCGCACCUCCCCCACUCGGCCCUCUCCGCCGCGCCCUCCUCGUCCUCGCCCUCCGUGUCACAGGCGGCGGCGGCGGCAGCCCUCACGCGGCCACUAUUCCCCGCGCCGCUCAACCUGCACCGGUACUCCCCCUACUUCCUGCCCAAGACCUCGCCCUCAGACCCCCGGGAACACGCCCUCCCUGACCACCAGUCCUAGAAGCGGCGGCAGCGGCGGCGGCCAGCCUGAGGGUCACCGGGGGGCGGCGAGCCCUCGGGAGGCCGGGCCGCAGCACUAACACACACUUCCCCUCCAGUGCCCGCGGGUGCCUAGGCUCCUGAACAGUUGAUAAUAACCGUAUGUGAUAGCCAGACUGACCCAGGUGUUGCGGCGCAGGGGUGGCGGCAGCGUCGUGCACACCCACCGCGCGGCGCCGCCAGACUCCGGGACUGGCGGCGAGAGACAACACGGUACAACUACAAAGACGUACAAAGUUUUUCUUUAUCCACUGAACCGCGUCUGCGGCCGCCAGAUGUGUGCCAGUGAACCUUAAAGAGUUCCUUCCUGUCCCUCACGACCCCAAGGCACGUACACAAAGAGAGAAAAAGAAAACAUUUGCUUUCCUUGCCUUGCCCUUGCACCUGGCGCCCGCCGAGGCCCAGGUGAGCCGGACGGCGGACAGGGAGGGACGGGGCGCGGGAGCAGGUGCCGCGCUCGUGAUGGAGUGAGUGAAAAGGGAAAGAAAAAAGUUCGAACAGUUUCCUUGUGAAGGUGAACACGAACGUUGCAGGAAGCGUCAUGUCAAGUAAUGAGGAAGUUUAUGUGUGUGCAUGUGUGUACGUGUGUGUGUGUGUGUGUGUGUGUGUGUGUGUGUGUGUGUGUGUGUGUGUGUGUGUGUGUGUGUGUGUGUGUGUGUGUGUGUGUGUGUCCAGGGCGGUCAGAGAGAAGUGGGGUCAAUUUUCCCACCUUCAACCCCCAACGAUAACAUAACACGAUCUCCCCAUCUUUCUCCUCCCUCUCCUUCCUUUCUUCUUACUCCUCCUACUCCCCCUUCACUUUCCUCUUCCUUCUCCUCCCUGACACAAGAGCAGACACCUAUCAGUCCUGGUAUACUGGCAGGACGCUGAACUCAGGGCCAAAGAUGAAAAUUUUGCAGCCUGUUAUGAGUGCGAGAGUGUGUGAGCGAGGGCGACCAUAAGCAAACUAAGAGAAUAAACAAGUAAACAAGUAAACAAACAAAGCAACAGAGAGAGAGAGAGAGAGAGAGAGAGAGAGAGAGAGAGAGAGAGAGAGAGAGAGAAUCAUUUAUAGUUUCAAUCAAUACCUCCCUUCUGUUCCUUUGCUUCAAGAGUCACUUAGCGACCUUUUGUUACCUUGUCCCUAUAAGUUACACACCUGUUGUCACCUGUAUGUUUCUCCUUGAUUGGGCUUUACUUGAGUGUCUUCUUGUCAGGUAGAACGGCGCUAAUGACUCUGCUAUAGGCAUGUCUAGGAAAGAGCAAUGGUGGUAAAGAAAGGAGGGAUGAAGGAAAGCUGAAAGAAGAGAUGUCAGAUAAAGGAGAAAAGAUGACAUAAAGAAGCUUAGAAAGAGAAAAUGGAAGAGAAAAAAGGACUGUAAGAAUGCAUAUAAAGGGAAUAGGAGAGAGCGAUGGGGAGAGGAAAGAGGAAGGAAGGAAGGAAUAGGUAAGAUUGAGAGGAAGCAUAAGAAAAGAAUAAAGAAUAAAGGAAAAGGACUUAGAAAGCAUAGGAGGAAAAGGCGGAUAGGCGAGGGAGAAUAAGACUGAAAGGAGGAAAGAGAAGGAAUAGGAAAAGGAUGAUUAUGAUGAAAUGUAUCUUAAGAGGAGGAGGAAUGGAAGAAAAACAAACUUAGAACGUGUCAUUGGUACAUAAAUUCAUAAAACUCGCGGUGAGGCAAAUAAAAUAUGAUGAAAAGAAAUAGAGGGCCAUAAUCCUCUCUUCAUGUAAUAUUCCUUAGAGCCAGCAAAAUUAAAAAAAAGAACACGAUAAAAGGAAUUUGGGAUAUACUAACAAGUAAUGAAGAAUAUCAAAACCUACAGUAUGUUUCUCCAUUAGGAUAUAAAUAAAAAAAAGGGAGAAAAAUGUGGAGUAUUGGAAACACGCAUUAGCUACCCGCCUCUUUGCGCAACGGUUAACGUCUAUACAACAACAAGCUCUUCCUCCCUAAGCCAUUCCCGAGAUAAGUUCCACUAACAUCGAUAAACCAAACACCUACGUUCCCUACAAGCUUCCCAUGAUCCAUCUUUACGGUUUGUUAAUGGAUACAUCUAACACAUUAUAAAUCUUGUGUGUUAGAGAUGGCAUGGCGAAAAUAGGCUGAAAAAUAAGAGGAAGUGAAGUAUUUGGAAUUUAACGACGAUGAGAACCUUUUUAGGAGCUUAUGUUGGUUUCUGAGUUGGUCAUAAUGGCUGCCACCUCUUAGUUGGGGAGAGUUUAGAGAUGCCGCCGUUCAUCCUUCUUUCUCUUGCGUCUUGUUAUUCGUGUCGUUGUCGUCGCAGUUGUUGUCGUUGUGGUCGUUGUUGUUGUUCUUGGGUUGCGUUGGCGGCGGCCCUGAGGCACUGACUGAUGGUCCCGAGUGCCUUGUUGUCCCUCACUAAGAAUACCAGUGCCAAAGGGUGCUAGAGGUGGUGGUGGUGGUGGUGGUAGAGGUGGUGGUGGUGAUGGUGGUGUUGAUGGUAGAGGUGGUGGUGGGGAUGGGGGUGUUGAUGGUAGAGGUGGUGGUGGGGAUGGUGGUGGUGAUGAGGAGGAAUGUGGUUAAUAUUUCUCUCUCUCUCUCUCUCUCUCUCUCUCUCUCUCUCUCUCUCUCUCUCUCUCUCUCUCUCUCUCUCUCUCUCUCUCUCUCUCUCUCUCUCUCUCUCUCUCUCUCUCUCUCUCUCUCUCUCUCUCUCAAGGUAAAAUAAUAGUUAGAAUAUUUAAUUUCUUCUUAUUUCAUCCUUUUCUUCUUUUACUGUCUCAUUCCCUGUCAGUCACAAGCAGGAUACGUGAUUGUUGUUAUCCCUAUUUUCUUCCCCCAUUCCCCUAACUAUUUUCAUUUUUGUCCCUUUUAUUCUCGCGAUCCAUCCGCCUACACUUUAUUCUCGUAUUCUUUCCCUUUUCUUUUUAUUCUUUUUAUUUUGUUAUGUAUGUUCUCUUGUUAUGUACGAAUGCAGGCGUCUGUCUAUGUAUACGUGUGUACGAAUAUGCACAAAAAGUAUGUAACCUUGUAUGUAUGUAUGUAUGUAUGUAUGUAUUACGUGUGAGUCACCAGUGUGUACAUAUAUAUAUAAAACUGUCAUGGAGAAGGAAGCGAAACAUGACGGAAGGAAAGAAGGAGGAAGGAAGGAAGGAGUAAAGGAAGGAAACAAGGAAGAACGACAAUGAUAAACAAGUAAACAAGGAAAGGAACCUCUGUACAUAUAUAAAACUGUAAAUAGAUAAAAAAACCGAUGUGAUUCUUUUUUGUUCAUAAUAAUUCUGUUACGACUUGUUCUAUAGAGCAGAAGGCGGCGAUGUCUUUCUUAAGUAUUUAUUGUACACAUCUCUCCUUGGUAUGUAGAAUAUAUAUAUACAUAAACAUAUACAUUAUUUUUAUUCUACGUGUGUAUAUAUAUGUUUCCCCACUUUUUUUAUUUCGUAAAUUAUUUUGCCAUCGCGGACGAACGAACGAGUUGACGACGUCGACCUCAGCUGUACAUACUGACCAGGUGACCAAUUCAAUACAUGUGAUCCAAGUUUCCAC
Eriocheir sinensis (Chinese mitten crab) is the source of this 6054-nucleotide messenger RNA. RefSeq names its product T-box transcription factor TBX20-like. Gene Ontology annotation, cellular component: nucleus. Gene Ontology annotation, biological process: cell fate specification; regulation of transcription by RNA polymerase II; positive regulation of DNA-templated transcription. Bases 906 to 2537 code for a protein of 543 amino acids. Gene Ontology annotation, molecular function: RNA polymerase II cis-regulatory region sequence-specific DNA binding; DNA-binding transcription factor activity, RNA polymerase II-specific. The record is from RefSeq and is a predicted model, not a curated record. Lineage: Eukaryota; Metazoa; Arthropoda; Malacostraca; Decapoda; Varunidae. The transcript is spliced from 7 exons.